This is a messenger RNA of Rotaria sp. Silwood2, 468 nucleotides long. The record is from the annotation of a GenBank genome assembly. Lineage: Eukaryota; Metazoa; Rotifera; Eurotatoria; Philodinida; Philodinidae.
AUGGUUGGCAUUGUAUCAUUCGUUCUAAUAGUGGUGCUAGCAGUGACUUUGAGGUCAAGCGGCAAAACUGCAACAAGUAUUAGUGGUAUUCCUUAUAUACCACCUACCACUACGACUAUUACCACAACAACUACUACUACCACUACCAGCACAACAACCACAACCACAACAGCAACUUCAACAACAACAACAUCAACAACAACAACAUCAACAACAACAACUUCAACAACAACAACAUCAACAACAACAACAUCAACAACAACAACUUCAACAACAACAACAUCAACAACAACAACAUCAACAACAACAACUUCAACAACAUCAACAACAACCACCACAACUACUACCACUGCGACUGUUAGAACAAGAGCACCUAGUGCUAAUGCCGAAGUAGCUUCAAUACUUGAACUUAAUGAAAUAUCAACAAUAAUUUUCUGUCCUAUGAAUGAAUUUACUUGGGAAACUUAG